Cynara cardunculus var. scolymus (artichoke) is the source of this 1696-nucleotide messenger RNA. RefSeq names its product mitochondrial fission protein ELM1. NCBI's taxonomy places the organism in Eukaryota, Viridiplantae, Streptophyta, Magnoliopsida, Asterales, Asteraceae. Gene Ontology annotation, biological process: mitochondrial fission. The coding region runs from base 105 to 1385 and encodes 426 amino acids. The record is from RefSeq and is a predicted model, not a curated record. Gene Ontology annotation, cellular component: mitochondrial outer membrane. The transcript is spliced from 10 exons.
AACGUCCUCCGCCACCGUUGUUCGAUAAUUCAGAUUCAGCAUCCUGUGUAUCAGGGUUUUGAAGUCAAGUAAACGAUCAAUUUGGGGCGUUAAACAAUACGCUGAUGAAGCCAAUUAGGCUUCCGGAACCGCCGGGUAGUCCACCGAGAGGGGUACCGGAUAUCUUCGAAGGCGGGGUUUAUGGUGUUGUCAAGCGGGCUAUUAUAAUCGGUAACGGUUUCCAGGCAUCGGAGAAUCAGAGUAUUGGUUUAGUUAGAGCGCUUGGAUUUUCGGAAAGACAAACUCUAUAUCGUGUUACAAGGCCAAGAGGAGGUGUCAAUGAAUGGCUGCACUGGCUCCCAGUUUCUCUCCAUAAACAGAUAUACUACAUUAUCAGGCUGAUUUAUGGUUAUUCACGAGUUCUUUUUACAAGCAGAGGGAAGAGAGUUCAAUCUUUGGCUGGAGAAAACGGUGGAAGUGUAGGCUUGUCAUCUAUACUUGAAGCAGAUGUGAGGUCAAUAGUAACAAUGGCCAAGGGAACUGCUGAGAAGGAUGGACCUUUAUUGGUGGUUGCAUGUGGCAGAGACACCAUAUCAAUUGCGAGCUCUAUAAAAAGGCUAGCAUCUGACAAUGUGUUUGUUGUUCAGAUUCAACAUCCACGAACACAGUUGAGUAGGUUUGACUUGGUGGUCGCUCCCCAACAUGAUUACUUUGCUCUGACUCCUCUUGCACAGGAGCAGGUUCCACGGUUCUUACACAAGUGGAUUACUCCUGACGAGCCCCCUAAUAAGAAUGUGGUUCUUACUGUGGGAGCUCUGCAUCAAGUUGAUUCUGCUGCACUUCGCAGUGCAGCUAUCACCUGGCAUGAUGAGUUUGCACCGUUGCCGAAACCCUUGAUCGUGGUUAAUAUUGGGGGACCUACAAGACGUUGUAGAUACAGUAUGGACCUUGCGAAGCAGUUAACAACCUAUUUGCGUGACGUUCUUGAUAGCUGUGGGAGUGUAAGAAUUUCUUUCUCAAGGAGGACUCCGGAUAAGGUUGCAGCUAUUGUGCGAAAAGAACUCAAAGACCUGCCAAAAGUCUAUGUAUGGAAUGGUGAAGAACCAAAUCCGCACAUGGGACAUCUAGCUUGGGCAGAUGCUUUCAUUGUCACUGCAGAUUCAGUCAGCAUGUUGAGCGAAGCCUGCAGUACUGGGAAGCCUGUAUAUGUAGUUGGAGCUGAGCGGUGUAAAUGGAAAUUCAGCGAAUUUCAUAAAGCUCUAAGAGAAAGAGGUCUGGUUCGGCCAUUUACAGGCCUCGAGGAUAUGUCGGAAAGCUGGAGUUACCCACCUCUAAAUGACACUGCAGAGGCUGCAAAUCGUGUACAUGAAGCACUUGCUGACCGAGGAUGGAGAUUGCGGCCAUAGGAAGGAUCACCUUGGGUUUUUUCUUGUUGCUUAAUCUGCAACAUCUACUACACAAGAUUGGUGCAGAUAUAGCCGACUUUUUGUUUCUUUUGUUAUGCAUAGGCGGAUUAUAGAUAUAGUUUGGGUACAAUUGCAAACGCCUUUACUGUGAAAAGAAAAACCUUGAGGGGAGGGAUAGAGAUUGAUUCGUGUUCUUUCGACUAUACUUAUUUGUGGAAAGUGAAGUUAAUAAAACAUGGCUGUAUCAUUCAAACCGUUUGUUGUCGAGAACAUCACUUUCUACCGGUAACUAAUCAAGCAUAUGGUAUUGA